AUGCAACUGAAGAGAAAAAGCUACAAUCCAACGGAGUCGCUCCUCGGCGCGUCGCCUCCACUGGCUUCCCCGUCGAGUCGAGUGAUUGGAGAUGGAGAGUUCUCGGAGGAGUCGUCUGUUGGUUGGUUUCGGAGGAGUAAUUCGGCGAAAUUCGCUUCGAGUUUUAGCGGCGGGUUUGACUUGACGUCGGUUAAGUCAUCAGAGACUAUGGGAUUUCAUCAAGUUAAAAAACCUGUUGUUGCUCAACCCAAAGAGGAGAAAAGUGGAGCUUCUGCCGUUGUGGAACCUCAGGUAAAUAAAGGGCUUUCUUCUUCUUCGGGUGCAAAACCAUCAAAAGAGAAAACAACAAAAGCUGAACGGCGUGCCUUGCAGGAAGCUCAACGUGCUGCAAAAGCUGCUGCUAAAGCUAUGACUGUGUCUGAGGGAGUAUCUACUAGUAAACCUGUGAAGCAGCAGCCAGCACAGAAGAAAGAUGCUCCACCACCUGCAUCUUCAAUUGCAGCUUCUGAUAGGAAAGGAGGUGAACGUUCUAUGGAAAAAGAGAGGAGGAAAGAUAUCCCUGCACCACGAAUGCAAUUUGAUGACAGAAGUCGUGUGGAAAAGGCUAAAAAGCGUGCAGUGGUCAAUCAAAGUGAAGCUAGGAAUAGGGUUGAGUUGUUUCGACACUUACCGCAGUAUGAACAUGGAACUCAGCUUCCUGAUCUUGAGUCGAAAUUUUUCCAACUUGAUCCUAUGCAUCCAGCUGUUUACAAGGUUGGCCUACAGUAUCUGGCUGGAGAUAUCUCUGGAGGUAAUGCUCGAUGUAUUGCAAUGCUUCAGGCAUUUCAGGAAGUCAUUAAAGACUAUUCCACACCACCUGAGAAAUCUCUUACUAGAGACUUAACUGCAAAAAUCAGUAGUUUUGUUUCCUUUUUUAUAGAAUGCCGACCAUUUUCUAUGAGCAUGGGAAACGCAAUUAGGUUUCUCAAGAGUCGGAUUGCGAAGUUGCCUUUAACUGUUUCUGAAUCAGAAGCAAAAGCCUCCCUUUGUGCAGAUAUUGAUCGUUUCAUAAAUGAGAAGAUAGUACUUGCUGACAAUGUGAUAAUUAGGCAUGCUGUUACCAAGAUCACGGAUGGGGAUGUUCUUCUCACAUAUGGAUCAUCAUGUGUUGUUGAGAUGAUUCUGUUGUAUGCCCAUGAGCUUGGGAAACGGUUCCAUGUUGUUAUAGUGGACUCUCAUCCAAAACUUGAAGGCCAAGGCCUACUCCGUAGACUGGUGGGAAAGGGACUGAGGUGUACAUAUACUCACAUAAAUGCUGUUUCUUAUAUCAUGCAUGACGUUACUCGAGUUUUCUUGGGCUCUUCCUCAGUAUUAUCUAAUGGAACUGUGUAUUCGCGGGUUGGGACUGCAUGUGUUGCUAUGGUUGCUCAUGCAUUCCAUGUUCCAGUCUUAAUAUGCUGUGAAGCCUAUAAAUUUCAUGAAAGAGUACUGCUUGAUUCAAUCUGUUCAAAUGAAUUAGGUGAUCCAGAUGCUAUUUCAAAGGUUCCUGGAAGAAUGGAUAUUAAUUUCCUGGAUGAUCUGACCAAUAAGGACAAUCUGCAGCUUCUAAAUUUGAUGUAUGAUGCCACUCCUUCAGAAUAUGUCUCAAUGAUCAUCACUGAUUAUGGGAUGAUCCCACCCACAAGUGUGCCUGUCAUUGUGCGCGAAUAUGGGAGGGAGCACCUGUGGAUACAGUAAUACAGGAAAAGCUCUGCUUUUUUGAAGGAUCCUUUACAGUGGAUCCCUUGCGUGGAAUAACAGGACUAUGAAUUUUAUUAUACCUGGUUGGGAGCCUCUUCUAAUCAUAUUCGUCACAUCAAAAUGAUGAUUCUAUACGUUGCCAAACAUUAGUUUUGUUUAAAUUUGUUAUUAGCAAAUCAGAAAAGAGAACAGUGCAACUUUUGCCCCACCUGAGCUCUGGACCCGGGGGUGGUUUGCUUUCCAUAUUGGUGAAAGAGCUUGAGAGUAAUGUGCAUAGUCUUAGAAAUUACGGCCCAAUGAAACAGACCUUUUAAGCUUAAAAGCAAGC
Populus euphratica (Euphrates poplar) is the source of this 2047-nucleotide messenger RNA. RefSeq names its product translation initiation factor eIF-2B subunit delta-like. The transcript is spliced from 8 exons. The coding region runs from base 1 to 1716 and encodes 571 amino acids. The record is from RefSeq and is a predicted model, not a curated record. NCBI's taxonomy places the organism in Eukaryota, Viridiplantae, Streptophyta, Magnoliopsida, Malpighiales, Salicaceae.